This is a messenger RNA of Darwinula stevensoni, 1191 nucleotides long. The record is from the annotation of a GenBank genome assembly. Lineage: Eukaryota; Metazoa; Arthropoda; Ostracoda; Podocopida; Darwinulidae.
AUGGACAUGAUUUCCCAGUUCUGGUUACCCAGUUCAAGUACCCAUAUAAGGUCAGCAAGUUCCGUUCUGAUGCGUCAAGCAGCCACCGGUUUGUGCUUUUUACAAACUCGACAGCAGCAGCAACAGGCGAUCUCUUUUCACUUGGGGACUGGGACGACGAAUAACUUGGGUGUUGCGAUUUCCACUCAUACACAUCAGCAGAGAAUCCGGAUCAGAACGAGUUUCGACCCCGAGAUGGAACUCCCACGCCUCCAGCUGUGGUUCAAUCAAAAUCCUCAUCCCUCUCGAGCCCAGCUCCAGAUGUAUGUCCAAGAGUUAAAUGCCCUGGAUUCUCGUCGGACCCGAAAGCCGUUGGACGUGACGAAUGUGAUGUACUGGUUCAAGAACGCCAGGGCGGCUCAAAAACGGGCAGAACUGAAGCAUCAGCCUUCCCCUGGCUCCUCUUCUAACCACACCCACCCACAUCCUUUCUGUCUACCCAACAGAGAGAGGCUCAUCGCUCGUCAAAAGGAUGGAUAUGGAGAAGGUGAAAUGCAUGAGCCUCAGGAAGAGGAAUCUGGAAGUUCAUAUGGAAGGCAAAAAGAAGACUUGCCGACGGAAGAUGAAGAGAUCGAUGUCGACGACGAAGACUCGACGGCUUCCAAUGAACCGCUUUGUCUCACCAGGAAUGACAAGGUGAUGCCGGAGGGAGUGUGGAUGCCAUCCCUGGUCGGUGGUCACGGUCAGGGCCAGGGGCCGCCGCCGCCGACGCCUCACGGCCACGGUCAUCACGGACCGGGGCCGGGGGAUUACAUGGAAAGCCUGGGUCUUCAUCUCACGCCCUCCUCCGUUCUCGGUCAGAGGAUGGUCUACAUGUCGCAGUACAUGCCCCAGUUUGCGGCUGCGUGUGUCGCGGGUUUCCCUUCCACCUCUGCUUAUCAGGGGAAUCCCGAGGAUCGCAAGAAGAGAAACCGCACCUUCAUCGACCCAGUCACUGAGGUCCCACGCUUGGAGGCAUGGUACCAGGGGAAUUCUCACCCAUCUCACUCGCUGAUCAUCCGUUACACGCAGGAGCUGAAUUCCAUGCCCUACCGCCAAAAGUUCCCCAAGCUGGAGCCCAAGAAUGUUCAAUUCUGGUUCAAGAAUCGCCGGGCGAAGUGCAAGCGGCUCAAGAUCCUCUCGGAGAAAUAUCUGGAUUCCAACGGGGUGUGA